This is a messenger RNA of Paramormyrops kingsleyae, 4178 nucleotides long. Its product is annotated as serine/threonine-protein phosphatase 2A 56 kDa regulatory subunit gamma isoform-like. The record is from RefSeq and is a predicted model, not a curated record. Gene Ontology annotation, biological process: protein dephosphorylation; signal transduction. NCBI's taxonomy places the organism in Eukaryota, Metazoa, Chordata, Actinopteri, Osteoglossiformes, Mormyridae. Gene Ontology annotation, molecular function: protein phosphatase activator activity. Gene Ontology annotation, cellular component: cytosol; nucleus; protein phosphatase type 2A complex.
GGUUCGGUCACCUGACCGACAGCAGCCAAUCAACUGGGCCGGAGAAAAAGAACCGCUGCAGUCAGUGACUAGUACCGCGGACUCGAGAGAGGAUUGACAGGGGCGAGAGGGACGGUUUUAAAAUCCGCAAUGCCGAAUAAAAUGAAAAAGGAGAAGGAAACUACAAAAUCAGGAAAAGUGGCCAAAACUGGAAACAAAGAUGCACAAGAAACAGAGAACGAGAGCUGGAGGCAGAAGAACAGCAGUCACCUCCCACCCACGACGCAGUUGAUAAAGGGCAAGCAGUCCAGCUCGCAUUCUUCCGUCAGGAAGGACAAGAGGCCUGGCUCAUCCAGAUUCACCCUGAGCAACAACCGGGAGCUCCAGAAGCUGCCUCUUUUCAAAGAUGUCUCUCCGGCAGAGCAGGAGAAGCUCUUUGUGCAGAAGCUGAGGCAGUGCUGCGUGCUGUUCGACUUCGUGUCGGACCCCCUGAGCGACCUGAAAUGGAAGGAGGUGAAGAGGGCGGCGCUCAGCGAGAUGGUGGAGUACAUCACGCACAACCGGAACGUCAUCACGGAGCCCAUCUACCCUGAGGUGGUGCACAUGUUUGCUGUGAACAUGUUCAGGACUCUGCCGCCGUCAUCCAAUCCCACGGGGGCAGAGUUUGAUCCAGAGGAGGAUGAGCCGACGCUUGAGGCUGCCUGGCCACACCUGCAGCUCGUAUACGAGUUCUUCCUUAGAUUCUUGGAGUCCCCAGACUUCCAGCCAAACGUAGCUAAGAAGUACAUCGACCAGCGGUUUGUCAUGCAGCUGCUGGAGCUCUUUGACAGCGAGGACCCCCGGGAGAGGGACUUCCUAAAGACCACGCUGCAUCGUAUUUACGGCAAAUUCCUGGGGCUGCGUGCAUACAUCAGGAAACAGAUCAACAAUAUAUUUUAUAGGUUCAUUUACGAGACGGAGCACCAUAAUGGAAUCGCAGAGUUAUUGGAGAUACUGGGCAGUAUAAUCAAUGGUUUUGCCUUACCACUCAAAGAGGAGCACAAGAUUUUUCUGUUAAAAGUCCUGUUGCCGUUGCACAAAGUCAAGUCACUCAGUGUCUACCAUCCGCAGCUGGCGUACUGUGUAGUGCAGUUCCUUGAGAAGGACAGCACACUCACUGAACCAGUUGUCAUGGCUCUUCUGAAGUACUGGCCAAAGACCCACAGCCCAAAGGAAGUGAUGUUUCUCAACGAGCUGGAAGAGAUCUUGGAUGUGAUCGAGCCCUCAGAGUUUGUGAAGGUCAUGGAGCCUCUUUUUCGCCAGCUGGCCAAGUGUGUCUCAAGUCCGCACUUUCAGGUUGCAGAGCGAGCCCUGUAUUACUGGAACAACGAAUACAUCAUGAGCCUGAUCAGCGACAAUGCGGCCAAGAUCCUCCCCAUUAUGUUCCCGGCUCUGUACCGCAACUCCAAGACCCACUGGAACAAGACCAUCCAUGGGCUGAUCUAUAAUGCCCUGAAGCUCUUCAUGGAGAUGAACCAGAAACUGUUUGAUGAUUGUACCCAACAGUACAGGGCAGAGAAGAAUAAAGAAAAGGCUAAAUCGAAAGAGAGGGAGGAGGCCUGGCUGAAGAUUGAAAACCUGGCAAAAUCGAACCCACAGUUCCUUGUGUAUGCUGAUUCCUCUGGCCUCAAUAGUCCAGUAGAUAUGGAAACAGAUGGUCCAUUGAUAGAAGAUGUUCACAUGUUAAGACAGACUGUAGAGGAAGAAGCGACUCAGCUGCAGAGGGACCAGUACCUGGAGCGGCCCCUAAUGCGGCGCAAGUCUGAGCUGCCUCAAGAUAUCUACACCGUCAAAGCCUUGGAGACCCACCGCCGCGCUGAGGACAUGUUCACCCCUCACGAUGGGCGCUAGGCCCCUCCCUGCCAUCUGGAUCAGCUGCAACACUGACACAGGACCAGCUGGGUGUGUCCCGAGGAUGCCACCUUCCAUGGACCCACCCCUUCGUGGGCCAGCCCCGCCCCCUCGUGGGCCAGCCCCGCCCCCUACUCCAAUCAAGCUUUCUCGCUCUGCUUUCUCAGGUGUUCUGUUAGGAUGUUUUUUUUUUCUCCCCCCACCCUCCCUAUGACUUAUUUGCCCCCUUGAUUUUUUAUUUUUAUUUUCAUUAUUUAUUUUUUUUGUGCCUGAUCUUGCCAUUACACAAGAGAUGACCUGUUGGUGGAGAGCCCAGUUUAGUGCAGCAUGUGGCAUGGGAAACAGCUGAGCUGUUUGGUUUUCUCAUUCUCUCCUUCUCACAUUGAGAACUGGCCAAGAGCUGCUGUUGUGGGACCUGCCGCUCCUUCGCACUUGCAGCCCAAGGAAAGCAGUCUUUGUGAAGAGCUGUGUGUUAUUUCCAAUACAUGUUUUAAUACUUUGAGUUUUCUACUGGGGAUAUUCAGCUCUUUUCGCCUUCAGAUCCGAAUAGGAAUCUUUUCCUUUAGAGAGUCUGUCUGGACCUCCGGCCCGUCCAGCAGCAGUCCGUUCUGCAAACUCACAGAGCCCCCGUUUCACUCCCUGUAUUCAGUUUGAUUUGUGCCAUGAUGUUUUUUUUAACUUUCCAUUCAUGCAUUUGUGCAGCUUCGCUCUGAACUGAUGUACAUGUUGGUGGUUCAAACAAUGGUGCAUUUCUGUAGCAGGGAGCGAGAGUUUGGGGCUUGUUGGUGAAAUGUUACAUGUCUGUAUAAAUGUCAAUAUUUUUUGUAUAAAGUGUAUUUUUUUUUUCUUUUACAUUUUAGCAACAAGCUCUUAUUUUAUUUAUUGUAUUUUUAAAUUCCUUUAUACUGCAGCUCUGGUGGCCUUGCAGAUUGGUGUCUGACUAGAGGGGAGGCAUUUAAUGAGCUUAGUCAUUUGCGGAAAUCUGUGCCAUGCGCAGCUGGAUACCUGCAAGGCUGAGUGUCAUCAGUCUCAAUAUUAACGGGGCUAAUGGAUGAAAAUGUUUGAAUCUUUAACCUUUCUGGUGUCUGGGACCCAUUCUGGAGUGGUGAUGUUUUAUUAAAUCUCAUUUCCUGUGUGGCAACUAGAAAACUGUAACCUGCCACUCAGCCCCCAGUCUAUAUAUUUCUCUUAUUCAGUUAGCAGCCAAUGUGACUGAGGUAGUGAGCAGGUUGGGGGUGGGGGGGUGGGGGCGCUAUUUGGGAGCCACUGGGAGUAACUGGUGGCUGACAUACCCCCUUUGCUCCCAAGCGGCCAUCUGAGCUGCAAGUCAUGACUUCAGGAAUGUUCCAGCUGCCCUGUUCCACCUACACUGAGGCAGAGUUCUUUUUGUGUGCCUUUAGGACUGAGAGAUUACGGAAUGGUAAUGGACGAAAUAAAGCUAAACCUUUUACCUUUCUUUUUAAAUUUGACCAUACAAUUGCACAUGUUAAAAUCAGCUCAAGCCUGAUUUGUGACAAUUUACAAAAGGUUGAACUUGCGAAGAGCCUGUCGAAUUAACUAGAGAGCACUUCCUGUAAAACUUGAACCGCCGUCUUUAUUCUCGUGCCCUAUAGCUGGCUCAGUCGUCUGUCCGCCGUUUGUCCUGUCUGACUGAUUUUGUAAAUGACACCAUCCUCUUCCAGACUGUUCUGGAUGAUAAAGGGUGCUCCACCUCCCCGUCUCAGUUUUCUGAGUGAUAAUGUUUCUUCGCCAUUGUUUGAACCUCCAUCAGUGUUACUCCCCCCCCCCUCCCCCCCGGUAGGGCUUUGUUGGCUGUGGACUGGGUCUGUGUGUGUUGUGCACACAGUGACCUCCAGGGGUCGCCUCCAGUCACUCAGCCUGCGUUGUGGCUGCGGAGUUCAACAUGCUAACUGUAAAGUGUACCGCUUACAAACAUGUCCAGUGAGAUUGAUUUCAAAAAUCAUUCUUUCCCUCUGCAGUGAAUCGCUCUUAUUAACGGUCAGGGCUGCAUUUUCAUACUGGACAGCAUUCUUUUUUUUCUGUAUUGCUGCAAUUUCAAAAAGACUACAUGGGAAGAGCAGAAGAUCAUAUGGCGUCACACUGGCACCUAUGGGCCACAUUUUACAUGCAUUUUCCAAACUUCGGUAACAUGACAAGUGUCCUUUAGUAUGCAUCAUUUACUAAAUGGCGUCAUCUAAUAUUGUACAUAUAAUGUACUUUGUUUUAUGUAGUGUUAUCUAUUAAACAGUAAAUAUCAUUUUGUACAAAAUUGUCCUUUGUACAGAAUAAAACAAUGGCAGAACUUCAAA